CUCUCUCUCUCUCUCUCUCAUUCACGGCGCUCAGUCAUGUGUGGACGGAUAGUGCCGUAAGUGCUGGAGCUUCUCGGGCUUUUCUGAGGAGGCUUUUCCUUUUCUCUGCGUUGUGCGCGAGAACCACAACAGCGGCAGCAGCAGCUCCUCGCAUCGUUUUGGCUCGUUGUUGUUUUUUCGCUUUUCCUGUGGCUCUAAGGGCGCUGUGGACGUUUUCAGCUGAUUGUUGUGUUUUUGACUCCUCGGAGGGAGGGACCUUUAAACAGCACCGCCGCUGCAUCUCCUGCUCGUGCGUCUCUGUGUGUCGUUCCUGUGCGUAAACCCAGCCGGACACGCCGCGCAGGCUCGGAGGCUUCCCGCAGAAUGGUGAAUCAGAGGGACUGAACUGGAUCCUUCCUCAUUGAUGUGGAGAACUGAGACGUGCUGAAGAUGGAAGUGAAGGAACGCAGACCGUAUCGCUCUCUGACGGCGCGGCGGGACACAGAGCGCCGCUACACCAGCUCAUCCGCCGACAGUGAGGACGGCAAACUCAACCCCAAAUCCUACAGCUCCAGCGAGACCCUCAAGGCCUUCGACCAGGACCCCCGCAUGACCUACGGUGGCCGUGUAAAAGAAGUGGUGCAUCAUGAAGUGGACGAGUUCGGCAGGCAAGGAACUGAUUUCUCUCUGCGUGAUCUGGCCUUUGGAGAGCCUGUGCCUCCUCAUGUAGCGGCGUACCGGCCGGACAUGGGGAUGCCCCACCGUGACUACUCGGUCAGCGUGGGCUCGGACGCCGACACGGAGACGGACGGAAUAGUGUCUCCGGAACACGCGGUGCGGCUCUGGGGCCGCGGCAACACCAAGUCCGGCCGCAGCUCCUGCUUAUCCAGCAGAGCCAACUCCAACCUGACCCUGACGGACACCGAGCACGAGAACACGGAGAACGGUCCUCCUCUACAUUGCUCAUCUGCCUCCUCCUCCCCUGUCGAGUCCCCAUACCCUCCCCCUUCCCAUGCAGCCAAUGAGAGCCAGGGAAGGUUGCUAGGUAACAGUGGGGCUCAGCCUGGCCAGGAGUCUGAGUCAGAAGAUGAGUUUGGCCCCAGUUCAUUCUUAGUUAAAACUGGCUCAGGGAACGUCUAUGCUCCUGCCACUGCAACUGCUGACGACGGUUCCUUCCAGAACCAUUCGCGGCUGCGGACCCCUCCUCUCCCGCUGUCCCAUUCGCACUCCCCCAGUCAACACCAUGCGGCCUCCAUGGGCUCUCUAAGUCGGAGUAACUAUACCCCGCGCAGCAACGCCAGUCCUGCACCCACUGACAGCACGGCGGCUCCUGAGGGGCCCUCCAGUGCCCAGGACUCGGCUAGCGCUCAAGACAACUGGCUCCUCAACAGCAAUAUCCCUCUGGAGACCAGGAGCCAGAAUACUCUAAUGUUUAUUAGAGAGGAGCAGGACUCGUGCAGAGAAGGUCAAGGGUCAUACAAUACAAGAAACAUAGCAAAGCAGACAUUCCUAGAGACUUUACAGGACAACCUUAUAGAGAUGGACAUACUGGCCGCAGCCCGCCGCGACGAUGCUUACACUGACGGACACUUUCUCUUCAAGCCCGGCGGGACCUCGCCGCUGUACUGCACCACGUCGCCCGGCUACCCCCUGACCUCCAGCACGGUGUACUCGCCCCCGCCGCGGCCGCUGCCCCGCACCACCUUCUCCCGGCCCGCCUUCAGCCUGAAGAAGCCCUACAAGCACUGCAACUGGAAAUGCGCCGCCCUCAGUGCCAUCCUUAUCUCCGUCACCCUGGUGUUCCUGCUGGCCUACUUUAUCGCCAUGCACUUGUUUGGGCUGAACUGGCACUUGCAGCCCAUACAGAGGCAGAUGUACCAGCUGGCCGAGGACAACACCAGUGGCCUGUCCUUACCCACAGACCUGGGCCUGCCCCCGCUGGGCAACACUGGGCUGGAGCUACCUGACCGGAGGGGCAAAGAUGACGGUAAACUGGACAGCUUUUUCCCAGACGACAGCUUCAUCGACAUGGGCGAGAUAGAUGUGGGUCGCAAGGUCUCUCAGCAGAUACCGCCCGGAAUCUUCUGGAGGUCGCAGGUCUUCAUCGACCACCCCAUGUACCUCAAGUUCAAUGUGUCCCUUAGUAAAGAUGCCUUGGUGGGGAUUUACGGAAGAAGAGGACUUCCUCCCUCACACACACAGUUUGACUUUGUGGAGCUGCUGGAUGGCCGCCGGCUCCUGGCACAGGGGGUUCAAAGCCUGGAAGGACCACCGGCUCUGACCCAGCCACGAAGCCUCAUGCCCCUCAGCAGCCAUGACACAGGCUUUAUUCAGUACAUGGACUCGGGCAUCUGGCACCUGGCUGUGUACAAUGAUGGCAAGGAGACGGAGCAGGUAGCCUUCCUGACCACUGCUAUUGACUCGAUUGAUGACUGUCCCAGUAACUGCUUUGGUAAUGGAGACUGCAUAGCUGGAACCUGCCACUGUUUCCUGGGCUUCAGAGGACCAGACUGUGGCAGAGCUUCCUGUCCGGUGCUGUGCAGUGGGAACGGGCAGUAUCUGAAAGGCCGCUGCAUGUGCCACAGCGGUUGGAAAGGGUCAGAAUGUGAUGUUCCCACCAACCAGUGCAUCGACGUGACCUGCAGUGGGCACGGGACAUGCAUAGUGGGGACCUGCAUCUGCAAUCCGGGCUAUAAGGGAGAAAACUGUGAAGAAGUGGACUGCCUGGACCCCACUUGCUCAGGACGAGGUGUUUGUGUUCGCGGGGAGUGUCAUUGUUUCGUAGGCUGGGGGGGUCCGGGGUGUGAGAGCCCGCGAGCCUCCUGCAUGGACCAGUGCUCAGGACACGGUGCCUUCCUGGCCGACACAGGAACCUGCAGCUGCGACCCAAACUGGACUGGUCACGACUGCUCCACAGAGCUUUGUGCGGCGGACUGUGGCGGUCACGGCGUCUGCGUGGCGGGCGGCUGCCGCUGUGAGGAGGGCUGGACGGGCGCCGGGUGUGACCAGAGGGCGUGUCACUCGCGCUGCAGCGAACACGGCACCUGCAAGGACGGCAAGUGUGAAUGCAGCCCGGGCUGGAACGGAGAACACUGCACCAUCGCUCACUAUCUGGAUAAGGUAGUGAAAGAGGGUUGCCCGGGUCUGUGUAAUGGCAAUGGCAGGUGCACGCUGGGUAAUAACGGCUGGUACUGCGUGUGCCAGCUGGGCUGGAGAGGAACAGGCUGUGACACCUCCAUGGAGACAGCAUGCAGUGACGCCAAGGACAACGACGGAGAUGGUCUGCUGGACUGUAUGGACCCGGACUGCUGCCUGCAGGCCUCGUGCCACACUACCUCACUGUGUGUGGGCUCACCUGACCCUCUUGAUAUCAUCCAGGAGACGCAGAUCUCCUCCAGUCCGAGCAACCUGCAGACCUUCUACCAGCGCGUUCGCUUCCUGGUGGGCCGGGACAGCACCCAUGUCAUCCCCGGGGUCAACCCCUUUGAGGGCAGUCAUGCCUGUGUCAUUCGAGGACAAGUUGUGACCUCUGAUGGAACGCCGCUGGUUGGAGUGAACAUCAGCUUCAUCAACAACCCGGCAUACGGAUACACCAUCACCAGACAGGAUGGCAGUUUUGACCUGGUCUCUAACGGGGGUGUGGCCAUUGCCCUGCGCUUUGAGCGUGCUCCCUUCAUCACGCAGGAGCACACGCUGUGGCUGCCGUGGUCGCGCUUCUUCGUUAUGGACACCAUCGUCAUGCGGCACGAGGUCAACGACAUCCCCAGCUGUGACCUCAGCAGCUUCACCAGGCCCAGCCCACUCGUUCUGCCCGCCCCACUGACCGCCUUCGCCGGGAACUGCCCCGAGAGGGGCGGCAUCGUCCCAGAGAUCCAGGCCCUACAAGAGGAAGUGCGGAUCCCAGGCACGGACGUGCGCCUCGGGUAUCUGAGCAGCCGUACUGCUGGAUACAAGUCCUUACUGAGAGUCACCCUCACCCACGCAAUCAUCCCCUUCAACCUGAUGAAGGUUCACCUGAUGGUAGCGGUGGAGGGACGUCUGUUCAGAAAGUGGUUCUCAGCUGCUCCCAACCUUUCCUACGACUUCGUCUGGGACAAGACCGACGUCUACAGCCAGAAGGUGCACGGCCUGUCUGAGGCUUUCGUGUCUGUGGGCUUUGAAUAUGAGUCGUGUCCUGAUUUGAUCCUGUGGGAGAAGAGGACUGCCAUUCUCCAGGGCUACGAGACCACUGCCUCCAACCUGGGGGGCUGGAGCAUAGACCAGCACCACGCACUCAAUAUUCAGAGCGGCAUCCUUCACAAGGGCAACGGCGAGAACGUCUUCAUUUCCCAGCAGCCCCCAGUCAUCGGGAGUAUCAUGGGUAACGGGCGGCGGCGCAGUAUCUCCUGUCCGAGCUGUAAUGGCCUGGCUGAUGGAAAUAAGCUUUUAGCUCCAGUAGCUCUGGCCUGUGGCUCUGACGGCAGCUUAUUUGUGGGGGACUUCAACUACAUCCGGCGAAUCUUCACCACUGGGAAUGUCACCAGCGUUCUGGAGCUCAGAAAUAAAGAUUUCAGACACAGUAACAGCCCUGCCCACAAGUACUACUUGGCCACCAGUCCUGUGUCGGGUGCUCUGUAUCUGUCAGACACCAGCAGCAGGAAAGUCUUUAAGGUGAAGUCUCUGAACACAGUGAAGGAUGUGGCUAAGAACCUGGAGCUAGUGGCCGGGACCGGAGACCAGUGCCUACCGUAUGAUGAGACGCGCUGCGGGGAUGGAGGAAAGGCUGUGGAGGCGACUCUCACCAAUCCCAGAGGCAUCACAGUGGACAAGUACGGCAUGAUCUUCUUCGUCGAUGGCACCAUGAUCCGCCGCAUUGACCAGAACGGAAUUAUCUCCACGCUGCUAGGUUUCAACGACCUGACCUCGGCACGACCCCUGAGCUGCGACUCGGUGAUGGACAUCUCGCAGGUACGGCUGGAAUGGCCCACUGACCUAGCUGUGAGCCCAAUGGACAAUUCCCUAUAUGUGCUGGACAACAAUGUGGUGCUACAGAUAUCAGAGAACCAUCAAGUGCGGAUUGUGGCCGGCAGACCAAUGCACUGCCAGGUCCCUGGCUUGGAUCAUUUUCUGGUCAGCAAAGUUGCCAUUCAUGCCACGCUGGAAUCUGCCACUGCCUUGGCUGCAUCCCACAACGGCAUCCUCUACAUCGCCGAAUCCGACGACAAGAAGAUCAAUCGUGUGCGACAGGUUUCAACCAACGGUGAAAUCUCACUGGUCGCUGGUGCUCCGAGCGGCUGCGACUGCAAAAACGAUGCUAACUGCGACUGCUACUCAGGCGAUGAUGGCUACGCCAAAGACGCCAAACUCAACUCACCCUCUUCACUGGCAGUCUCGCCCAAUGGGGAGCUCUUCAUUGCUGAUCUGGGCAACAUCAGGAUCCGCUACGUACGCCGAAACAAGCCUUACCUCAACCCGCUCAACAUGUACGAGGUGUCUUCACCCAUCGAUGAUGAACUCUACCUGUUUGAUGCCAAUGGAAGCCACAUCUACACCCAGAGCCUGACCACUGGGGACUACCUGUACAACCUGACCUAUACUGGAGAGGGUGACCUGAGCACCAUCACAGACAAGAACAAGAACAAAGUGACUCUUCGCAGGGACACUACAGGACUACCCCUCUGGAUCAUGAGUCCUGAUGGACAGACCUUUUGGUUCACUAUCGGAACUAAUAACGCUCUCAAGAGUGUCGCUGCACAAGGCCAAGAGCUGGCAAUGAUGACCUACCAUGGAAGUUCUGGACUGCUGGCAACCAAAAGCAAUGAGGAUGGAUGGACCACUUUCUAUGAGUAUGACAGUUACGGGCGGUUGACGAACGUGACCUACCCCACAGGCAGGGUAAGCAGCUACCGCACUGAUGCUGACAAUGCAGUUCGGGUGCAGGCUGAAGGCUCCAACAAGGAGGACAUCAUCGUCACCACCAACCUCUCGGCCUCUGGAACCUUCUACACGCUUAUGCAAGAGCAAGUGAAGAACAGCUACUACAUUGGUCUGGACGGCUCUCUGAGGUUGGUGUUGGCGAAUGGCAUGGAAGUGUCUCUUCAUACAGAACCCCACCUGCUCUCGGGUACGGUCAACCCAACGGUCAGCAAGAGGAACGUCACGCUGCCCAUAGACAAUGGCCUCAAUUUAGUGGAGUGGAGACAGCGGAAAGAGCAAGCCAGGGGGCAAGUGACUGUAUACGGACGCAGACUGAGGGUUCAUAACAGAAACCUGCUGUCCAUGGAUUUUGACCGCAUCACCCGAACAGAGAAAGUAUACGAUGACCACAGGAAGUUUACACUGAGGAUCCAUUAUGACCUUGCGGGUAGACCCACCCUGUGGGCUCCGAGUAGCCGACUGAAUGGGGUAAAUGUCACCUACUCUCCGGGUGGACAUGUGGCCGGCAUCCAAAGGGGAACCAUGUCAGUGCGAAUGGAAUACGACCAAAAUGGGAGAAUUACUUCGCAGAUAUUUGCAGAUGGCAAGUCUUGGAGCUACACCUACCUUGAGAAGUCUAUGGUGCUGUUGCUCUACAGCCAGCGACAGUACAUCUUUGAGUUUGACAAGAACGACCGUCUCUCGUCAGUCACCAUGCCCAAUGUGGCCAGGCAGACCCUAGAGACCACUCGCUCAAUUGGCUACUAUAGAAACACAUAUAGACCUCCUGAGGGCAACGCAACUGUGCUACAGGAUUAUACUGAAGAUGGCCUCCUUCUGCAGACUAUGCACCAGGGCACUGGACGUAGGAUCAUCUACAAGUAUGGAAAGCUCUCCCGUCUGCUCGAGAUUCUGUACGAUACCACACGGGUUGCUUUCUCGUAUGAUGAGGCAGCAGGCAUGCUAAAAACUGUCAGUCUACAGAGCGAGGGUUUCACCUGCACCAUCCGCUACCGGCAGAUUGGCCCACUCAUCGACCGGCAGAUCUUCCGCUUUAGUGAAGAAGGCAUGGUCAACGCCAGAUUUGACUACAACUACGACAACAGCUUUCGAGUCACCAGCAUGCAGGCUGUCAUCAAUGAGACACCAUUGCCCAUCGACCUCUAUCGCUAUGAUGACGUCUCCGGUAAGACGGAGCAGUUUGGCAAGUUUGGGGUCAUCUACUACGACAUCAACCAGAUCAUCACAACAGCUGUCAUGACCCACACCAAGCACUUUGAUGCCUACGGGCGAGUCAAAGAAGUACAGUAUGAGAUCUUCCGCUCACUAAUGUACUGGAUGAUGGUCCAGUAUGACAACAUGGGUCGAGUGGUAGCCAAAGAACUAAAAGUAGGGCCCUAUGCCAACACCACAAGGUACACGUACGAGUACGAUGCAGAUGGGCAGCUCCAAGUGGUGUCCAUCAAUGACAAGCCCCUGUGGCGCUACAGCUAUGAUUUGAAUGGUAACCUGCACCUGCUGAGUCCAGGUAACAGUGCCCGCCUCACUCCACUGCGCUACGACAUACGGGACCGUAUCACUCGACUCGGAGACGUCCAGUACAGGCUGGAUGAUGAUGGCUUCCUCAGACAGAGAGGCAAUGACUUCUUUGAGUACAACUCUGCUGGUCUGCUGAUCAGAGCUUACAGCAAAGUUGGAGGAUGGAGCAUAAAGUACCGCUACGAUGGUCUGAGUCGCAGAGUGUCCAGCAGAAGCAGCCAGGGCCACCAUCUUCAGUUCUUUUAUGCAGACCUAUCCAGCCCUACAAGAGUCACCCACAUGUACAACCACUCCAGCUCUGAGAUUACUUCACUAUACUACGACCUUCAGGGCCACCUCUUCGCCAUGGAACUAAGCAGCGGUGAUGAAUACUACGUGGCCUGCGACAACAUUGGCACACCACUGGCUGUUUUCAGUGGUUCAGGUCUUAUGAUUAAGCAAAUCCUCCACACAGCAUUUGGCGAGGUUUACCUCGACUCAAACCCCAGCUUUCAAUUGGUGGUGGGCUACCAGGGUGGCCUCUACGAACCCCUUACCAAACUGGUGCACAUGGGUCGCAGGGACUAUGAUGUUUUGGCUGGCCGCUGGACCACGCCUGACCAUGACAUCUGGAAGCAGCUGAACGACAACAACAUUGUGCCCUUUAACCUCUACAUGUUCAAGAACAAUAACCCUCUGAGCAACACGCAGGAGACCAAGUGCUACAUGACAGAUGUGAAUAGCUGGCUGGUGACGUUCGGCUUUCAACUGUAUAACGUCAUCCCUGGCUAUCGAAAACCAGUCACCGAUGCCAUGGAGCCGUCUUACGAACUCAUUCACACCCAGGUGAAGACGCAAGAGUGGGACAGCACCAAGUCUAUCCUUGGUGUCCAGUGUGAAGUCCAGAGACAACUCAAGUCUUUCGUCCGUCUGGAACGAUUCGACCAGAUCUACAGAGCGAGUGCUGCUGGCUGUCAGCAAUCCCCCGGUCGGACUUCCUUCGCGUCUGGAGACUCCAUGUUCGGCAAGGGUGUGAAACUGGCCAUCCGAGAGGGUCGUGUAAGCGCGGACAUCAUCAGCCUGGCCAACGAGGACGGUCGGCGUCUGGCUGCUGUUUUGGAUCAAUCUGUUUACCUGCAGGACCUUCACUUCACCAUUGCGGGCGUCGACACCCACUACUUUGUUAAGUCGGGGUCAGUGGAGGGUGAUCUGGUACUGCUGGGCAUGACGGUGGGCCGGCGGACGCUGGAGACGGGCGUUAACGUGUCGGUUUCUCAGGUAAACGCUGUGAUGGGUGGCCGAACACGACGCAUCACGGACGUGCGGCUGCAGCACGGCGCGCUGAGCCUGAACGUGCGGUAUGGCAGCAGCGUGGAGGAGGAAAAGGUGCGGGUGCUGGAGCUGGCCAAACAGAGGGUGGUUGAAGCGGCCUGGGCUCGAGAACGGCUAAGGCUGCGGCAGGGCGAGGACGGCACACGCACAUGGACUGACGGAGAGAGGCAACAACUGCUGGCCUCAGGCCGUGUGCAGGGCUACGAGGGCUACUACAUGGUUUCUGUGGACCAGUUCCCCGAACUGGCCGACAGCAUCAGCAACGUCCAUUUCCUGCGACAGAGUGAGAUGGGCCGCAGGUGACAUGACGGAGCCGCUGGGACUGAGCAUCCGGGACUUCUUGCCAAAGACAAGUCGCUUACGUGACCACUCUGUUUUAGUUAUUUUUUUAUUUCUUUAGAACGUCUCAUGACUCUUUUGCUUUUUUUAAAGACCUACAUGGUUGCGUUGCGAAGCAGUUGCACUGCAUCCACAUUCGAGUGCUCUUGUUUUUUGGGGGUGGGGGAAAUCCUCAAUAGCCUUGCCCUUUGAGUUGCGGCUGCUAGAGGAAUGGAAUACGGUGACAUUGAUUAGUUUGCUCUGCAUCCCUUUCCACAGAUCUGCUCUAAGGAACUCCAGGAAGACGGCUGCCAAUACAUUAUGCCAGUUUUCUGGUCCUGCUGCCAGGUGGAGUAGCUUGGCAUUCAGCAUCACCGCCUCAUCCUGCCUCCCACCCCACCUUGCCCCCUUCCCUUACCACAGCCAAGGAGAGACAUUGUUUUUUUUUUAUUGCUUCUUUUUAUACUUGAAAGCCUGAUCACGCCACACUUGAACAAGGACAUUAGUGUCUGCUGUUCAGGCUCUUAACUGCCCCCCUUAUCGUCCUCGACUCCUGUCAUGGUGUCACGUGCCGUUUCGAGACUGAUUGACUGGUUGCCUAGUAUUUUUUUAAUAUGUGAAUUCGACCAAAUGGAUAAAAAAGAAAAGGGAAGUCAGAGAAAGUGCACUCAAAGUCUGAACAAAACAAUGUGACGAAAAAAUAGACUUUGUCUGAGAAAAUAGUUCCCCGUGGUCUUUAAAGGUUCUUAUGUAAACAACAAAAAAGCACUGUUUGAAAAGCUAGAAAGCAGAAAGAUGGUUUCUGUAUUAAAAACGAAUAUUUUAAUAAACUAGAUCAAAAAUCACUCCAAAUUUUAUUUCAUAGCUGCAUAUAUGAAAGUACAGUAUAACUAAUGUGAAUACAUUACAGAAAAUAAUGUGAACUGUUGUCCCUUUUACUGCUAAUUGUUGUAUUUGAAGAUGCCUAGUGUUCUGACACAUGGAAUAAAGUAUAUAUAUGUUUGGGAAUGUCAAUUGGUUAAAUUAAUUUGUUUUGCUUUUGAUUGUUAAAGAAAAGACAAUUUAGUAUGCUAAACCAUUCCUUUUAAGGAUAACAGUAUUUAUUUUAGUAACAUGCUUUUUUAAAGCAAUAUUCCUCCUCAUAUAUUCCCAAUGUGCAAGAGAUGUGAUUGCUUUUAAAAAAAAAAGGGAAAUAAAAGCAGCACAUUGCUAAAACAUGCCCUUAGCCAUUCUCGAGGCGUGGAGUGCUAGCCUUGAACACUGGGCUAAGGACAGAAUUGAAGCCCAGUGGGACGCCUGAGGGUCAGAAUCUUAAGUGCCCUGGAUGUGAAAGACGAGACCCCGCUGAGUCCCACAGCUGCCUGAGAUGCAUUAAGGGUCUGCAGGUGUGUAGGUUGCCGUCUACAAGCUGAGGGGUUUACGUGCAUGCCAAUCCGGCAACCCGCCAUCUGGAUAUAACUUGCUGCUUCUUAUACUAUGUGUCCUAUAGCUCAUCUACCCGCUGAACUUUAGAGAGCGUCCAGCGGAGCCUGGCUCUGGUUUUAAGUGUGCGAGGUGGAGUAAAAUGGUGUUAAUGUGUGGGACGCGGCGUCACGUCAUCACCCCGCGGUGGGCGUCCGUCUCUUAAAUGAAGCUGUUGCCUCUCUGUCUGAGACUGGGGAAGGUUUGAGGAGAUGAAUAGUUCAGUGAUCAAGUGUCUCAAGCUGUAAAAUACUGUCAAGCAUAUUUUUGUUGAUUUGGAUGUCAACUGGAUGUUGGAUACAGUGAUGCUACAUUGGACAAUAUUGCUGAAUCUGUAUUUAAAAAUAAAAAAAAAAGAAAAAAAAAUGGCUGGAGGAUAAAACAUGCAUUGUGGUGACUGCACUGAUGACUGCGUUGUGAGGCUGUAAUUUUUUUCUAAACUUUUGGACUCAUUUUGAUUUCUUUUGAUUUUGUUUGUUCGUUCUCAACACUGUGUUUCUAACGCUUCUCUUUGAACCUGUAAAUAAGAGGGCAAGAAAUGGGCUGUAAAUAAAAUGCAAAUGUAGAUACCUUUUAGAGCUACAGCAGUGAAUCUGUGUAGUCUUUAGGGAAAGAGGAAAAAAUAAAGAAUAUUUUGUGUUUACAUUUA
Astyanax mexicanus (Mexican tetra) is the source of this 11152-nucleotide messenger RNA. It is a transcript of the gene tenm4, whose product is annotated as teneurin transmembrane protein 4. The record is from RefSeq and is a predicted model, not a curated record. Gene Ontology annotation, biological process: neuron development; signal transduction; heterophilic cell-cell adhesion. Gene Ontology annotation, molecular function: protein heterodimerization activity; protein homodimerization activity; cell adhesion molecule binding. NCBI's taxonomy places the organism in Eukaryota, Metazoa, Chordata, Actinopteri, Characiformes, Acestrorhamphidae. Bases 430 to 9027 code for a protein of 2865 amino acids. Gene Ontology annotation, cellular component: membrane; neuron projection. The transcript is spliced from 33 exons.